Molecule: messenger RNA, 405 nt
Organism: Juglans microcarpa x Juglans regia
Lineage: Eukaryota; Viridiplantae; Streptophyta; Magnoliopsida; Fagales; Juglandaceae
Product: protein RALF-like 32
Exons: 1
Coding region: 1-405 (134 amino acids)
Source: RefSeq, a predicted model, not a curated record
AUGGAAACAAGGCCUAAUAUUUCUUGCGUGAAGUCUCUCAAAUUCUGCUGCCUUCUUGUUCUGGGCCUCGUCUUUCUCAUCAACCCUGCUGCAUCGGCGAGCUAUGCUGAUUAUUCCCACACAACAUGCAACGGUUCGAUUGCAGAGUGCAGCGAGGAAAGAGAGCAGAUGAUGGAGUCGGAUAUAAGUAGAAGGUUUCUUGCACAGCAGAAAUCCAUAUCAUAUGGAGCUCUGAAGCCGGACCAACCAGCCUGCGGCGGCGGAGCUAGAGGUCAAGCUUAUAGUAGAAAUGGAGGCUGUCUUCCUCCCCCAUCUAACCCUCCAACUCGAGGGUGCUCUGCAUAUUAUCGUUGUCGGGGGGCGCGGGCGGCUCCUGAUUUAAACUUCAUAUAUGCUAUCUCAUGA